CAUAAAUUCUCGCUAACAGCACUUGCCCCAACGGUCUGUUAAAGGCUACACGGAGGGGUGGGGGAUCUUUGUCUUUGUGUGUUCCAGUGGAGGGUGGAGGACCUGGAGGCGCUGGCUCCCCUGCCGUGCCGGCGGGCUUGGUGACGCUCUCGGAGAGCGACUCCGGGCACGACGAGUGGCGGUCGCCCCGCGUGCAGUCCCUGGACGAGGUACCAGCGCCCUUCGCCGCCGUUGCCGGAGACGAGAACCGGCGGCCCCCACGGGACCGCUCCUCCGUCGACGUCGUCACGGACGCCGAGGCUCGGCCGGGGGAAAAGCGACGGAUGGACCCUGGCUGGAAAAGUCGUGAACCCGAAAGAAAAGAUGAAAUGCAACGCGAGCCAUCGAGGAAAAAUGGUCAGAGUGGCAAAGACGUGACAUAUAGCCGUGCAGUUCCACCCGGGGCUUACGAGUUGCCUGAGAAGAAGCGUCCACCGGCGACUUCAAAUGAGCCGAGGGCGUUGAGAGAGAGAGGGGAAGACGACGACGAUGAAGGGAGAUCCCUGAUGCCUCAGGCAGUGGCUGAGUCACCGCAGAUGCCGUACUAUGACACCAAGGGCGAGAGAGACGCAAGGCCUGCGGAAUAUACACCGAGAAGAGACGAGGCUCUGAUUCAGCCACUGCACCCGCAAUUACGACAAGAACAACAACGACAACAAGAACAACAACAACGACAACAAGAACAACAACAACAAGAACAACAAAGACAACAACGACAACAAGAACAACAACAAGAACAACAACGGCAACAAGAACAACAACGGCAACAAGAACAACAACGGCAACAAGAACAACAACGACAACAAGAACAACAACGACAACAAGAACAACAGCGACAACAAGAACAACAACGACAACAAGAACAACAACGACAACAAGAACAACAGCGACAACAAGAACAACAACGACAACAAGAACAACGGCGACAACAAGAACAACAGCGACAACAAGAACAACAAGAACGACAACGGCAACAAGAACAACAACGACAAGAACAACAAGAACAACAGCGACAACAAGAACAACAACGGCAACAAGGGCAACAGGAACAACAACGGCAACAAGAACAACAACGACAGCAAGAACAAGAACGGCAACAAGAACAACAACGGCAACAACGACAACAAGAACAACAACAACAAGAACAACGGCGACAACAAGAACAACAGCGACAACAAGAACAACAACGACAACAAGGGCAACAAGAACAACAACGACAACAAGAACAACAAGAACGACAACGGCAACAAGAACAACAACAAGCACAACAAGAACAACGGCGACAACAAGAACAACAGCGACAACAAGAACAAGAACGGCAACAAGAACAACAACGACAACAAGGGCAACAGGAACAACAGCGACAACAAGAAUACCACACACAGCAAGAACAAGAACGACAGCAAGGACAACAGCGACAACAAGGACAACAAGAACAACAAGGACAACGGCGACAAAAACAACAAGAACAACAACAACAACAAGGACAACACGAACUCAUGACGCAGCGCGGUCCUCCUCCGCAUGCCGAGCAGAUGCAUCGUGGGGGUGGCGAGUGGCUGGAGACGCGACCCGAACCGGGGUCCGGCGCGAAGCGAGCGGACCUCCCGGGACGAGAGGGCUCACCUCCGCCACACGGCGAAGCGGAGCCGGAGCCACGACCUUGGGGCCCGAUGGCCACGGACACGAGAGGCCGCGAGCCAGACGUGUCGGGGAGCCUUCGAGCGGCGCAGCCCAAAACCGGCCAUCAAGGAUCCGACAUCGACGCGGAACACCCGGGCAGACUGCCAUCGACGAUAAUUAUCGGACCGGUGAAGUACAAGAGGGGAUCCUUGUAUGCGCCAGACGGCUCGGACAGCGACUCGGGCUCCAAGGAGCACCGCUUUACAGAAGGCGCCACCGCAGGGUUUUCAUCCGUCGAGACGCGUCCCCCAUCGGAGGGGAGCCAAGCGCGGGCACGGCCACCGACGGACGAGCACGGUGGAGGCUGCGUCUCGGGGCACGGCUGCGCGGGCUCCGCUGGAGCAGCGGCCGUGCAGCCGACACUCCCAUCGCAUCACGUUCCCCAAACGACCAUCGUGAACGUUGUUAUAAAAAGACCAAACCGCUCUAGAAACAAACAGGGGAGACAUAAGGAUGAACACGAAGGUAGAACCAAACUAAGGAGGACCCUAGGCAAUAGCGCUCCAUCAAAAUCGACAUCAUCAUCAGCAGCAACAGCAGCGAUCCAGAGGCAUCCCGGCGAUGUGCGUGGCAGCAGAACAAGCUUGUCUGCAUCCACGCAGACUUACCCCGAGCUAGAUGCGUACGGCACGAAGAGCGAGUCUUCGGAUAACGAGGAGUGCACGGACGAAAGGCCGUCUGCGUCUGUCGCGACGCAGACCGUACCGGGGGUUGCUCGCGGGAGGGGAGAGGAGGCGCUUGUGGGCAGUAGUGGUGUCCAGGAGGCUCGUUUCUCGCAUGUGGAUGGGCGAAAUGGAAACAAGCAAAGACUGCCGCGAGCAUUAGGCAGACAGCCGUGCCAGUGGUACACAAAGGGAAACUCCGGCAACGAUAUCGAAGAAGCCAGAGAGAGCAUGGACUCCCACGACGAUGAGCCGUAUCUGUCUGCCGAUGAUUUCCUUGCCGAAGACAGCGCGACGGAGCGUUGGGAGCAGAGUGGAGCAGAGCGACUGACGUGGAAAGGGGGACUGCUCCUGAUACAGGGAUCGGAUGAAGCAACGGUUAAAACAAUUCAAACAUCCACAAAAAAGGCACCACAAUGUGGCCGAGAAUAUUUGCAGCAUGGCACUAAGGAGCAAUUGAAGGUGCCUCGUGAACGCGGCCUGUCUCCCAAAAUAUUUGAGUCGGGAAAAGCGGAAGCAGGCGCCCGGACGAAGCAAGGUCACGCGGAACAUCAGCGGAGCGCGAGACAGCAAACGGAGAGAGGGCCGCAGCGGGAUGCAGGGGCCAGCUCCGAGCCGUCGCCAAGGCUGGCGGCUCAAGUCGUAAAAGAGCAACGCGGUCGGUUAUCGGUGUCACGAGAAUAUCGUGCUGAGGCUCAGUUGACUGCGAGCAAAGCGUCGUCGCGAGACCGAGCAGACUUCCAAACGGAGGCCGCAGUCGCUGUGAACGAGGCUGAGAGUGCGGGGCCGGAUUGUAGCCACGCGCUGCACCGGUCGCAGCCGAUGUGGCUCGGUGAUGUAGCCGCUUCGAUGAGUUCAGCUUUUACGGACGAGUCAACGCAAAUGGGAAAAUCGCUAAAAGGUGGCGAAUUAAAGUCAAGCGUUUCCACAGUUUAUUCGGACGCAGCCGACAGACUGCUGCUGAAAACGCCACGUUCAGGGAAGUGUGAAAGGCAAACGUACGUGUCAUGUAUGGAAGAGAGUGAGUUCAGGAGAGACGCAGAAGAUAUGCAUUUACAAAUGUUUCACAAGUUGAGCGCAGACCAACGGGACAGCGGUGCAUUGAAAAGCUUUGGAAUGUCCAGAAUGCAAGUUGAGUUAGAGAUGCAAGAGGAUGUGAGAAGACAAAAUAGAGACUUGAGAUCGGAAGUUGAUUUGGAGAUUGAGGAUGCUGGGAGGUUCAAGGAUCGCACGAGUUGGCAAGUGCAACGUGGACCGAGCGAAGUGAUGGAUCUGAGGAACGUGAGUUCUGUGGAAGAACACGGAGGAAAUAGAUUAGUUGGACAAGCCUUACACUUUCCAGAUGAGGAGGAGUGUGCGAGGCUGUGGAAGGUGGUUGGCUGCUUGGAGGAGCUCGUCCUCACUCUGGACAGACACAUCCCGUCGCUGGGCCAGGGACUAGAGGAGGGCACCGGUGUGGGCCUGCAGCAGCCUGGGUUGGUCGAGGCAAGUGGAGGAGACUGUGAACUGGGAGAGCUGAUCGUGGAGGAGAAAGAAACAUGUUCGGAGGUUAAAAGUUACUUGGAGAACCUGAGCAAAACGAUAAAGCGUCACUUGAAAGCCACUCGCCAGAACGCUGCGGGCAUGGCCAGCGGAAAGGAAGCCAUCACGGGCGUGCCCUUGCCGCAGCUUGGCACGGAGCUGAUAGAGCACUACACGCACUCCAUUGCCAAGCUGCUGGAGUCCUACCUGCACGCACAGGCUGCGCUGAUGACCGCCUCGCGGAGCAGCGUCGCCCAGAGGCUGGAGUGUGAGUGCCUGCAGAGGAGCUACGACCAAGCCUUGGCCCGGCUGCAGCAGAUCAAGAAUUCUCAUGGAACCGGUGCUCGUGUUGUUCAGGUGGAGGUGAUCGGAAUCGAAAAGGAGAUCGAAACCACCAAGGAGCGCGGCAGCGACAUGCGGAACAGGCUUGACGCAGCGCAGGCCGAGGCUCAGAGGAUGAGCAGCGAGAUCCUGGAGAUCAGCGGGGAGCUGAGGGAAUCGGCCAAGGAGUGUGAAGCUCUGGAAACAGACCUGCAGACUGUCACUCAAAUAAACUCAGAGGGAGUUAUAAGAGGACCUGGCUGGGACAGAGCUCUCCUGGAGAAGCGAAUCAACCUUCUCAACGACAUGCUGUCCUCGCACCAAAAGAAGAUCCGAGACCUGGUGGCCCAGAUGGAGGGGAUGAGGUCGAAACUCGGCGAGGAGAAGAUGACAAAUCAUCAACUGACGACGGAGAUCUCGCAGCUGAAGUAUGAGAUCCACGAGAUGAAGUUUCUGGUGGAGUUUCUGGAGUCUGAGCGUGAGCUGGAAAAGAGCAAACUGGCCACAGGGUGGGAUGGCGUAGAGAGCAACAGCGGGCAUGCGACGCCCGUCGUUCCACCUCUCCCAGAUGCCACCGCCGCCGUUCCGAGCCAACCCAGCCUGCCCGGCCUGCACAGCCAGCCCGGCCUGCCCAGCCUGCCCGGCCUGCCCUUCACGGAGGAGGCCAUCGCGGAGCCCAUCGCGGAGCUGAGCGUGGCGCCGGACGUGAGGAUGGGAAGUGAGCAAGCCCUGGAGGUGGACGGCGAUGCCCUCUCCUCCAGCAAAUCUGUUCAAACUGACCACACGGAGCCCGUCCUCGUGAUCUGCAAGGAGGAGCUGGACUGGGACGUUUCCCCGCUGGAUUUCUUAUUCGACCACUGCGAGCGGGAGAGCGACCUGCUGAUGGAACGGAUCCAGCGCCUCGACUCCUUUGUGCGCGUGCACAUGGCGAACAGCCGCUAAGAGCGACCGCGUGCCGAACGCCGAGAGAGCGCGGCCCCAUUGUGGUUGUUGGUGGUGCCCAAGGGUACCGCGGGUAGCUACGGCUAAACCAGGACUUAGGCCCUCCGCCCCGCCUCACCCCACAUACCGCGUUGUGCCAGUUUAUUCGCUCGCAUCAUUCAAACGCAGCCUCUGCAGGAAAACUCCUUCGAGCUAGAGCCGGCGAGAGCGGCGCAAGGUCACGGCUGCUGUUGUCCCCCCCCGUACUUCCAAUUAGCACGGUUGGCUACGUACGGCGCGAAAGAAGUUCAACAUAAAUACACAAACAUAACACUGAUGUCAAGUCCAUCGCCUUGCGUUCUCUUUUGUUUCAGAGAUUGAUAUUCACAUACACACAUAUUUCACUUACCAAUAAUUUUGUAGUAUAUACUUUAAACAAAAAAUCCACCCCCACAAAUUUAUUUCAGCACUCCCCCCCCUUUCCAAACAUGUUUUCUCCCACCGUCUGUGGUGGUGCUUGCGCAAGACGCACACAGGCAGAUGGGGAACCCCCCCCCCCCCCAGAGCCCGCUGGAUGUACGCGCGUACACGCCGGUGCAGAUGCAACUUUUACAAUUGUUGUAUAUCCACUAAUCUUGUUUGAUUAGAAAGCAGCUUGCAGAGCUCCACCUUCACCUUUGAUCUUAAACGUUUCAGUUCUCAAGCGUCUUUAAUGAAAUGCUGGCUUUUCCAUCUCUCCACUAUGCGCUUAGGCUUUCAGCGGCGGUGCAACGUGACUGCUACAUUAUUAAAUAGGACCAGAUAGCUUUGCAGCAGUAGCAAAAAUAAGGUAAUGUUGGAGAAUCCGUAGCUGAAAGUCUUAAUAUGCAGGCAAUUUACAAAACCAAAUGCUGGUUGCUCGUAAAAAAGUGGUUAAAACUUUGGGUGAAUAUACAAUCGUUGUCUGCUUUUGGGAUGGUUCAUGUUGAGUGUUGAAAGUUUGCUACUUAAAAAAAAACGUACUAAAUAUUUUUUUGCAGAUGUUGGCAAUAAUGGACAUGGAAAAUAAUAAGUGAUGCAAAAUUCCAAUAUUUACAUUAGCGCCCUUGUGUGCCAUACAUUGUCAUGUCGCUCUAUGCGUGCAGUUGCUAAGGAGUACAAGUAUUAACAAUGCCUUGUUUAAAACUUCCGUAAAUUUUUGGCCGAUAACAGCAUGCGUGUGUGUGCGUGCCAAGAGUAGUCGAUUGGGUUACAUACUAAGGGUUUCUACGUAAGAUUAUAAUUGGUGAUUUGUAUUUGCAAUUUGAGAAAUUAUUAUGCAUCGUCGUUUAUUUACAGAAACACGAGCAUGACAAAUGUAUGGCAC
This is a messenger RNA of Lethenteron reissneri (Far Eastern brook lamprey), 6492 nucleotides long. RefSeq lists its product as uncharacterized. Gene Ontology annotation, cellular component: cytosolic small ribosomal subunit. Gene Ontology annotation, biological process: translational initiation. Gene Ontology annotation, molecular function: ribosome binding; translation initiation factor activity; mRNA binding. The record is from RefSeq and is a predicted model, not a curated record. NCBI's taxonomy places the organism in Eukaryota, Metazoa, Chordata, Hyperoartia, Petromyzontiformes, Petromyzontidae.